Molecule: messenger RNA, 560 nt
Organism: Suillus subaureus
Lineage: Eukaryota; Fungi; Basidiomycota; Agaricomycetes; Boletales; Suillaceae
Exons: 3
Coding region: 8-367 (119 amino acids)
Source: RefSeq, a predicted model, not a curated record
AGUAGCAAUGACCACAACAACGAGUAUUUUCGUGAUAUCUAAUACUAUCUACCACGUUGACAACAGAUAUCUAAGAACGUUUGCGGUCGUCGCAGCGGAGUUCAAAGCAACAUGGGAGAAAAAGUUGAGGGGACGUGACGAUAAGAUAAUACAAACAACACGAAAAGAAUUCCACCUUGCUGGCGUGUAUACCACCGUCUGCUCAAUACUGACACGCAGUCGAAGGGAGACCCUCCACCAGGAUUUCCUCGAACAAUAUGCGAUUCUAGAAGACAAGAAGCGCAAAAUCACAGCUGCGAUUGCUGAAGCACAGGAAGAACUUAUAGUCUGUCCUUUAGCGCUAAGAACCCAUCAUUACAUUCUCUAAACAAAUAUCAUCUUACAGCCGCUCGUGGUGCAACGCCACCAAGCGACCAUCAGCCUUGGACACGAGGUCGAGAACGGCCAACUGGAAGGGAUGGCCCUCAUCAAAGGUGUUUGUCAGUGUAUGCUUAUCUCCGUUCUCUUGUUGCUCCGCAGCUGAUCUUCCUCGCUCCGUAGCUACGCGAGACAUUGCUCAG